AUUUGUGCCAUUCACAGUUGCUAGCACGCACAAUGUAUAAUCAACAUUUGGUUAACAUUAAACAACUAAUUUCCCAAUGAACACUCAAUCAACAAACAAUAACGAUGUUGUUCCGCUCAGCCAAAAACAAAUUCGAGACUGUGGAUGUGAUGCGCCGGCUGAAGCGUCUGGCCGAAGGCACCCUCUCCUCGUAUCGCCGUUUGUUUCUGCUGCUCCUCUGCGUGUGCACAGUGUUCUAUAUGCUGCCGCCGAUCUUUCGUUAUAUAUUUCUAAGUGCACCGGAGCAGAAGGAUCCCCAUAGCAUGUGCAUGGACGACCGUCUGACACCGUACAUACUGCAGAACUAUGAGUUCGAUGCCAACAUUCGUCACGUGUCGCCAUCGAAGCUGCCGGGCGAACGCGAUUUCACGCCCUACAUUGGCAACGGCUACAUCGGACUGGAGAUAGCCCACGAUGCGUCGCUGAACAUCAAGCACGGACGUGCCAUGCAGCUGCCCAUCCGCUUCCAGCCGAUUGUGUCCGUGGCACAGCCGGGUGUGGGCGUCGAGAAGGAGUCCACCGUUGUCGAGUAUCUGACGGGCAUGGUGCAUCGGUUUCAGUGCUUCGCGGGCUACUUUGCGUCCUACACCUACUAUGCACAUCGCACGCAGCCCAAUAUCCUCGUGCAGGAGCUGCAAAUCACCAACACCCGCAACAUGAUCGAGGACGUGGAGCUGAUAAUGCCGCGCGUUAGCCUGCCCAGGCUAUCGCAGCGCACCCUGAAGCUGAGUGAGCCAGCAUCCGCGGGCAUGGUGGCCUACAACGAGCUGGAGGUGCUGACGGGCGUUGUGCAACCGGUGCCAGAGGAUCCCAGUAAAUUGAUUGUCGUGAGCAUUGUGAAGCCCCAGCUGGAUGCCAAGUUGCAGGUGCGCAAGCGGGGCACAGUCCGCAUUGUGUAUCCCAUUGCGAUCCACUACUCCAAGACAGUGGCCGAGGCGCAGCUGAAGGCCACCAUCGAGGCCAACGAGCAGCAGGCCACGCAGGCCAUGAUAAAACUCCUGCAGAAACUGGGCUCAAAGGCGACCAAUACGGGCUCGGCGUACAGCAUCAAUACCUAUCGCCAGGAGCAUAUCGACGUGUGGGCGGAUCUCUGGGCCACCGGCUUCACGAUAAGCACAUCCAAGGCGGAGCACAGCCUGAACGGCGAUCGCAUCAAUGCCACCAUGUACGCGGUGCUUUCGCAGGUGCGCUGCUUCGAGUUCGAGGAAAUGGGCACUGCCGUCACCACGGCCAAAAAGGAGGACAUAGCCAAGGCCCUAACCUAUGCGGAGGGCUGCUACGAUUCCUAUCACACGCUGCAGGCGGAGAAUCUGUGGCGCGAAAUGUCCAGCCUGCAGCAGCUCAACUCGCUGGUGUCUUCCUGGAUGCUGACGCUCGAGAAGCAGGGCUGCCACAAUCUCAUACGUGCGGGCGCCUCCGGUGUCAUACAGGCCAUGGUCUUGAGCUUUGGCAGCUUUCGCUUUAGCAAUCAGCACCUGGAGUGCAACAUACAUCCCAAGUUCCUGCACAGAGACUUCCACUUUCGACGCCUCAACUAUGGCAACAAGACGCAUGUAAAUGUCACCAUCAUUGUGAAGGACGACAAUAAAGCGAUCAUUAACGUGGCCUUGGAUCGCUCCGAUCGCAGUUACUAUGCCUGCGAUGGCGGCUGUCUGGAUGAGCCCGUGCUGCUCACCCAAAGCCGUCGACACUUCCCAGUUAAACUGACUGAACCCCUAACAGCAAUACUAUACAUAACCGAGGACAAACAGCACAUGGAGGAGCUGCAUCAUGCCAUACAUGUCAAGGAAGUGGUUGAGGCUCCCGCCCAUGAACAGCAUUUGAUUGCUUUGCACAAGCAUGGCCAUCAAUUGGGUGGACUGCCGACGCUCUUCUGGGUAUCGGUGUGUGCAAUAAUUAUAGUAUUUCAUAUAUUCCUGUGUAAGCUUAUAAUCAAGGAGUAUUGCGAACCAAGCGAUAAGUUAAGGUAUCGUUAUAACAAACCGUGAUCCUAGUUGUAUAUAUAUAUAUAUAUAUAUAUAUAGGUAUAUAUUUUUUGGGACAGUGUGUGGCAUAUGCUAGUAACAAAUACAAAU
Molecule: messenger RNA, 2114 nt
Organism: Drosophila obscura
Lineage: Eukaryota; Metazoa; Arthropoda; Insecta; Diptera; Drosophilidae
Exons: 5
Coding region: 105-2027 (640 amino acids)
Source: RefSeq, a predicted model, not a curated record